This is a messenger RNA of Carica papaya (papaya), 2518 nucleotides long. It is a transcript of the gene PRH75, whose product is annotated as DEAD box RNA helicase (PRH75). The record is from RefSeq and is a predicted model, not a curated record. Gene Ontology annotation, molecular function: ATP binding; RNA helicase activity; RNA binding. NCBI's taxonomy places the organism in Eukaryota, Viridiplantae, Streptophyta, Magnoliopsida, Brassicales, Caricaceae.
UUGCUCUCUCUUUCGCUCCUGCUUCUGCAGCUCAUCGCUAUAUCCUUGAAAAGCAGGAGAAACAGGAUUAGCAUCUCGGUAUCUCUGUAAACUUUGUUCCACCUCGUAAUAGAAUGCCUUUACUACCUGUAGCUGAUACCAAAGAGAAGAAGAUGAAGAAGAAGAUAGCUCUCGAGACUACGGACAAAAAGCAGAACAAGAAAGAUUCGGAACUCGAAGUUCCCGAGUCUGACGAUGAAACUUACUCGGAGAAGAAGAAGAGCAAUAAGAAAGAGAGAGAGAAGAAGAAACGAAGAGCAUCGGAGAUCCAACAAGAAGAGGAAGAGGAGAAUAGCGAGACUAGCUCAGAGCUAGUCGAGCCGGUGAAUUUGAAGGAGAGGAAGAAAAAGAAGGCGAAACUGGAGGAGCAAGAGGAGGAAACGAAGAGCGAGAACCCUAAUGCGAUCACGAAGUUUCGAGUAUCGGAAACCGUGAGGGAGAAGCUUAAGGAGAAGGGAAUUGAAUCAUUGUUUCCUAUUCAGGCUAUGACGUUUGAUAUGAUUCUCGAUGGCUCUGAUUUGGUUGGCCGUGCGCGCACUGGUCAGGGAAAAACACUGGCCUUUGUGCUGCCAAUUUUGGAGUCUCUCAUAAAUGGUCCUGCCAAGUCAUCGAGGAAGACUGGAUAUGGCCGUGCACCAAGUGUUUUGGUACUCUUACCCACCAGGGAGUUAGCUAAGCAGGUGUUUGCUGACUUUGAAGUUUAUGGUGGGGUGUUAGGUUUGGCAUCAUGUUGUUUGUAUGGAGGUGCUCCUUAUCAAGCUCAGGAGAUGAAACUAAAGAGGGGGGUCGACAUAGUAGUUGGCACACCUGGCCGCAUAAAGGAUCACAUAGAGAGGAACAACAUUGACUUGAGGUCAUUAAAGUUUCGGGUUCUUGAUGAGGCAGAUGAAAUGCUGAGAAUGGGAUUUGUGGAGGAUGUUGAACUUAUAUUAGGAAAAGUAGAAGAUGUAAGUAAAGUUCAGACACUCCUAUUCAGUGCUACCUUACCACCCUGGGUGAAGGAGAUUGCUUCUAGGUUUCUUAAAUCAGAUAAGAAAACCAUUGAUCUUGUUGGUAAUGAGAAAAUGAAGGCUAGUACUAAUGUUAGGCAUAUUGUUCUUCCUUGUUCCAAGUCCGCUCUAGCACAGCUUAUUCCUGAUAUCAUUCGAUGUUACAGUAGUGGGGGCCGUACAAUUAUUUUCACUGAAACAAAAGAUUCUGCUUCUGAGCUUUCUGGAGUGUUGCCUGGAGCACGCGCUUUGCAUGGAGACAUACAACAGUCUCAACGUGAGGUUACUCUUGCCGGAUUUAGGUCUGGCAAAUUCACAACUUUGGUUGCUACAAACGUGGCAGCACGGGGACUGGAUAUUAAUGAUGUGCAGUUAAUCAUCCAGUGUGAACCUCCUCGUGAUGUCGAAGCUUAUAUACAUCGAUCUGGUCGGACAGGAAGGGCAGGUAACACUGGAGUUGCUGUAAUGCUCUAUGAUCCUAGAAAGUCAAAUAUAUCAAAGAUAGAAAGAGAAUCUGGAGUGAAAUUUGAGCACAUAUCUGCUCCUCAGGCAGCUGAUAUUGCCAAAACUGUUGGGUUAGAGGCUGCAGAGGUAAUAAACCAAGUAUCUGACAGUGUCAUUCCUGCUUUCAUUGAUGCUGCUAAGGAUCUUUUGCAAUCUUCUAGUCUAUCAGCUGAAGAGCUUCUUGCCAAAGCACUUGCCAAGGCUUCUGGUUACACUGAGAUAAAGAAAAGAUCACUUCUCACUUCUAUGGAGAACCAUGUUACUUUACUUCUCGAAGCAGGCAGACCCAUCUAUACACCAUCGUUUGCAUAUGGUGUGUUGAGGAGGUUCUUGCCAGAGGAAAAAGUUGAGUCGGUACAGGGAUUAACUCUCACAGCCGAUGGAAAGGGUGCUGUGUUUGAUGUUGCGGAGGAAGACCUGGAUACGUUUCUUGAUGGUCAGCACAAUGCUGCUAGCGUGAGCUUAGAGGUGGUGAAAGAAUUGCCUCGCUUGCAGGAAAGAGACCAGUCAAGAGGACGAUUUGGCAAUGGUGGUCGGGGUGGAUUUGGCGGUGGCCGUGGUGGUUAUGGUGGGAAUAAUAGGUUUUCAGGUGGCAGAGGUGGAUUUUCUGAUCAAAGAAACAAGACGUUUUCAAAUGGUUCGAGCCGCGGACGAGGUUACAACAAUAGAUAGAUAAUAGAAUACUGAAGACUGAAGAAGACCUCUAAAUAAGUCAACAAACUAUAUAUUGGAGAGAAAUGAAUGAAUGAUAUUUUGCUUCCUGAUUUUUGUAGACUUAUAUAACAUAUUUAUUUAUUUAUUUCUUCAUUUUGCUUUAGGGUAAAUCUACGGGGGUAACUUUACAUUUCAUUUUUGUUGGGGGAGGGUUUUCUUGUGAAAUCUCCCCCGGUUUGUUAAAUUUGCUGGAGAUGUAAGAUGGAAAUCAAGUACUCUUGUCAUUCUGACGACAGAAAACAAUGAAUAGUCAAAAGUUUUUAAUUGCUAAA